UGAUUGAGUGUGCCCUAGACGCGUUGCUCUGGUUCAAUAAUAUACGGCUCAGCCAAGGUUAACAAUACCUAUGUGACUAGAACACCGCACUGUUGAGCGAAGGGCGCUCCAGUCGUACGUCCGUCAUUCAGUUAAUCCACUCCCAGUUAUAACCCGCGGAAGGUGAUAAUCCACAGGAUAUAAAUCUCCAGUCGACUCGGGGUUCCUGUCUGACAUAAGCCAGGCUAUUUAAGCCGUGUGUCCACUGUCUGUGGAACGGAACACAUUCUCUGUGGAAAAGCGAGGAUGGCGCGCAUGGGAGGGACGCUUGUGCUUUUCUGCUAUUAUUUGAUCACCGUGGCGUUCAGUGCUCCUGGAUUCGGCAACAGCUCGUGGAAGAUGGAGCGAGACAUCAUCAGCAGGCUGCUUGACACUAGCAGAUACGAUGCCAGCAUUCAACCAUCAUCAAUUACCGGGGUUCCCACAAAAGUUGAAAUAGACCUCGUGCUCAAUUCAGUCGGACCUGUGGACGAUAUUGAUAUGGUGUUUCGUGCUAGCUUUUUUCUCCGUCAACAAUGGGUUGACCCACGUCUUAAAUUCAACGAAUUAAACCACAGCAUCGUCCUGAGCGAGAAGCGACUCUCGCGGAUGUGGGUGCCAGACAUCUUCUUCCCAGAGUCGACAGAGGAGACUCGUCACAUCAUCACGACGCCAAACGUUCUCAUUCGUCUUCAUCCAGAUGGCUCCAUCCUCUACAGCCAGAGGUUGUCAGUGACUAUGCAGUGUCGGAUGGAUCUAAGCAAGUUUCCACUCGAUCGGCAAGAGUGUGGCAUAAAGAUGGAAAGCUACGGUUACACUACUGACGAUGUGUACUUCACGUGGUCAUCUGAACGGAAGUCCACCAGUGUCAUGCCAAACGCCUACAUCCCUGACUUCACCCUCACGAACGUCACGGCACACGACUGCACGGCUAAAUAUGAAACAGGUAGCUUCACGUGUAUUCAGGCGAGACUGGGCUUGAAACGAGAGAUCGGCUUCUACGCUACACAGACCUACAUCCCAAGCAUCCUCAUCGUCGUGUUGUCCUGGGCCUCGUUCUGGAUCGACCACGAGGCAGUUCCCGCCAGAAUCUCCGUGGGGCUCCUAACAGUGCUCACCAUCACCACCCAGAGCUCAGGUGCGCGCGCACAACUUCCCAGGGUUCCUUACGUGAAGGCCAUCGACGUGUGGAUGUCGUCCUGCCUCGUGUUUGUGUUUGCCGCCUACAUGGAGUAUGCUGUCGUCACGGUGCUGUCUCGAAGUUACCGGAAGCGGAAGGCGAGACAAGAACUAAAAAAGAAUUCCAAAUCGACCAUGGCUACAGUUUCUGACGUGGACCUGACCAUCACUGACCAGGCCAAGAAACCCAAGGACAAGGACACUGGUCGCUUCGUGGACAAACUCUCUCGAUUCAUUUUCCCUCUGGCGUUCCUCAUAUUUAACGUUGGCUACUGGAUCUCGUAUAUCCACAUUGCAUAGUGUCGACAACACUGGCGUUCUCAAGGAGCCGUAAAUACGAGGGGCAUGGGUAGAAAGCGCCGCGAAUCGCUGUGCGGCGUUGCGUCCCUUAGGCGUGCCAGAAACCUAUGGUCGUGGGAUCGAAUUCCUUAUUCGUCCUGCUUAUGUUCCUCGGUUUGUUAGCACUAUGCCCGUGCUCGUGGGUUUUACCAAGUGGCAAAUGUCUAGGACCCACCACUCCUGGCGUUUCUCCCACAUAAAAUAGUGUUCAAUGCAAUUAAAACUCGCCCACUCACUCAGUCAUUCAUACGAUACCUCAACAAUAUUGUCAGUUUUAUUGGAUCGAAUCCCGUAUCUGCCAACAUUAUUAUUUUUUUUAUCUGUCAGCACCAUGACCUGGUGAGUUUCGGAUCAGUGGUGUAGCCUUGUGGUUAAAGCGUUCGCUCGUCACGCCGAAGACCCGGGUCCCAUUCCCCACUUGGGUGCAAUGUGUGAAGCUCAUUUCUGGUGUUAUUGCUGGCACAUCGCUAAAUGCGGCGUAAAACCAUACUCACUCACUUGUGGGUUUCACCAAACUGUCAAAAAUAUAAGGAAUAUAUCCCUGUUGGUGUUUCCUUCCUCCCAAGCUGACAUGCUGUGAUGUAACUGAAAUACUGUUCAAAGCGACGUUAAACCAAAUUCACUGUUUGUCAAAAGUCGGUUUACCUUUUUGAAUGCUAUUCUACGUAAAAGCGUAGAAGUGUUCUAAUCUACGUCAAAUUCAACGUUUCAUACCAUAGUUUUUCAAAUUAAGAACAGCAAAAAUGAUGUCAUCGUUGAUAAAAUGUACAACUCGAUGUACAUAUAUAUGUAGACACCUAUAUAUAUUUUUAUUCAGAGAUUACCUUUGCGUAACGGAUACUGAUGAAACCGUUCAUCAUCAUAAUCAUCUCCGUCCACACAAAACACAUUCCUUUCACAGUAAUGCAGAACUCAUGAACGUGUAUAUAUGUUUUGUACAUUGGAUCAGUUUGUGAUUUCUAGAUCUCAGGAUACACGUGUCAGAACAAUAAAAUUUAGCUAUUGUGAAGUACGAGAAGUGUCCAGCUGAGGGAAGAACACAAAGAAGAAAUUGAAACACUUGCUCAAAUUAAUCAGUCUACACAAAGCAACGCCAGACUAAGGGCGUCCUCUGUUUUGUAGAAGAGAUAUGUUUAUUUUUGACAUGUUUGAUUUGUGACCGACCAUCUGAUAUUCUGGGGUGGGGGGAUGGGAAUUUUGCUUGAGACUGUUGAAAAAAACAAAAUUGACUGCUACAUAAAUAACAUUGAUGCAAGGUGGUAUUUUGGAGGCUCAUUUUUAAAUAAAAAAUAUCUGGCUUUGUAGCUGCCAAACUGUCUCAUCGUCUGGGUUAGCAAUUUCCGGAUUUAUCAAAUCGAGUGUAUGGAGUACCUUUGUCGAAGAGACGGCGGACUUUUAGUAUAUAUAUGGGGGGAGUCACAGUUCAUAAUAAAUAUACAAUAUAUUUGGUAA
This is a messenger RNA of Haliotis rufescens (red abalone), 2988 nucleotides long. Its product is annotated as glycine receptor subunit alpha-2-like. Gene Ontology annotation, biological process: chemical synaptic transmission; signal transduction; chloride transmembrane transport. The record is from RefSeq and is a predicted model, not a curated record. Gene Ontology annotation, molecular function: transmembrane signaling receptor activity; extracellular ligand-gated monoatomic ion channel activity; chloride channel activity. NCBI's taxonomy places the organism in Eukaryota, Metazoa, Mollusca, Gastropoda, Lepetellida, Haliotidae. Gene Ontology annotation, cellular component: membrane; neuron projection; synapse. The coding region runs from base 286 to 1497 and encodes 403 amino acids. The transcript is spliced from 8 exons.